Molecule: messenger RNA, 660 nt
Organism: Lottia gigantea (owl limpet)
Lineage: Eukaryota; Metazoa; Mollusca; Gastropoda; Lottiidae
Exons: 1
Coding region: 1-660 (219 amino acids)
Source: RefSeq, a predicted model, not a curated record
AUGGAUAAUUGGAAUAAUAUUUUAAAAAGAAAUAAAAAAUAUAUCAAAGCUAAGAAUAAAAUAAAUACCCAAGUUGAAAAUAACAUAUUACAACAACUCGGAUUAACGAAAAAUCUACAAACUCUAUUUCAACCCAUAUUAAAAUCUCAAGAGGAUAUUAAAAAGAAAUUAGAACCCACACCUAAACAAAUUCAACAACCACCGUUUCCUUCUCCUCAUCAAAUAGAAUAUCCCAUUAAAGAUGAUGAAAUCAUAAUUAGGACAUUAGAUGAUAUAAAUAAUUAUUUUUCAAACCCUGACCCAGUUUUACCAAAGAGCAUUUCACCAAUCGUUGAUAAUCAAGGUUUAUUGUUUAAUGGAUAUAGAAUAAAAUUUAAUGAAAAUUUACCGCAAUUCAAAAUCGAUACAAAAGACUUUACAUUUACAUCAACAAAAGGAUUAAUAGAUUUAAUGAAUGGCGGGUAUAUUGACAUUGCCGAUUACAAGGAUUUACUAGUAUACUCAACAUUUCUUCAUGCAAUAAGAAAGACGGGACCCAAAACAAGAAGAUUGGAAGCAGUUGAAACAUAUUUAAAUAAAGUUAUCAUAGAUAAAAAUGAUUAUAAAAGCGUGAUUAAAAAUGUCAAAAAAAGAACAACUAUUCGUCAUCACCUCAAAUAA